CAAUUCCCAGAAGACCUCAGUGCAGGCUCCUGGCCGGAUGCAAUCUUGGCUCCCAGCAGUGCAAGACCUGCUGCUGUGGAUUCUACACUAUGGCUUCUCCUAGCAAGGCAGUGAUUGUUCCCGGGAACGGAGGUGGGGAUGUGGCCACCCACGGCUGGUAUGGCUGGGUGAAAAAGAGGCUGGAGCAGAUACCUGGUUUCCAGUGUUUGGCUAAAAACAUGCCUGACCCAAUUACUGCUCGAGAGUGCAUCUGGCUGCCCUUCAUGGAGACGGAGCUGCAGUGUGAUGAAAAGACCAUCAUUAUAGGCCACAGUUCCGGGGCCAUUGCAGCCAUGAGGUAUGCAGAGACGCAUCAAGUAUAUGCUAUUGUAUUGGUGUCUGCAUACACAUCUGACUUGGGGGAUGAAAAUGAGCGUGCAAGUGGAUACUUCAACCGCCCCUGGCAGUGGGAGAAGAUCAAGACCAACUGCUCUCACAUCGUGCAGUUUGGCUCCACUGAUGACCCUUUUCUUCCAUGGACAGAACAACAAGAAGUGGCAGAUAAGUUGGAUGCCAAAUUACACAAGUUUUCUGAUCGAGGUCACUUUCAGAACACAGAGUUUCAUGAACUGAUUAGUGUGGUUAAGUCUAUGUUGCAAGUACCAGAAUAGUCAGGAUAACUCCUGCUAUCUUGCAUCCCAAUACAGGGGAAGACUAAUAACAUCUACUACCAGACCAUUAAUAGAUAUAAUCAACCAGUUAAGCUUCAAAAGUGCCUGGAAUACUCUCAAGUCUCAUUGUUCACACAAAGUUUCAAGCAACAUUUUCAUUUUCCAUAGAAUCUAAAACUUUCCCGUAUUGCUAUGAACUAGACCGUAUUUUCCCCAUUUGAUAACAGAUAAGGACAGUUAGCCACUCUAUUCAAAGUGAGUAAGUCAGAAAUGAAACCCAGUCUUCCUAAUUCUCAGUCUAGAUUAAAAUUUAAUUUUCAUGUAUGUUCUAGAGUGGGACUCUUACUCCUUAAAAUACAACUUGUUUUGUUUUGGGGGAA
This is a messenger RNA of Dipodomys spectabilis (banner-tailed kangaroo rat), 1030 nucleotides long. RefSeq names its product RB binding protein 9, serine hydrolase (gene Rbbp9). NCBI's taxonomy places the organism in Eukaryota, Metazoa, Chordata, Mammalia, Rodentia, Heteromyidae. Bases 90 to 650 code for a protein of 186 amino acids. The transcript has 5 exons. The record is from RefSeq and is a predicted model, not a curated record. Gene Ontology annotation, molecular function: hydrolase activity.